Lacerta agilis (Sand lizard) is the source of this 1981-nucleotide messenger RNA. Its product is annotated as sodium-dependent neutral amino acid transporter B(0)AT3-like. Lineage: Eukaryota; Metazoa; Chordata; Lepidosauria; Squamata; Lacertidae. Bases 101 to 1927 code for a protein of 608 amino acids. Gene Ontology annotation, cellular component: plasma membrane. The record is from RefSeq and is a predicted model, not a curated record. The transcript has 12 exons. Gene Ontology annotation, biological process: sodium ion transmembrane transport.
CCUCACUUACUGGUACUCGGUCAGUGUGGAGGUUCAGUUGCCUGGCUGCUGCUAAUAUUGGAGAAAUAUGUAGUGAAAGGAAAAAAAAGAGGUUGUAAAGAUGGCAACUGUUGAAGCUGAAGGCGGCGUUGAAGAACAAACCAGGCCCAAGUGGGAUAGUAAAUUCCAGUACCUUUUAAGCUGUGCUGGAUUUGUUGUGGGUCUUGGAAAUGUGUGGCGUUUUCCAUACCUGUGCCAAACCUAUGGAGGAGGAGCAUUCCUGAUUCCAUACAUCACCGCGUUUCUGUUGGAAGGCACCCCUAUAUUUUUUCUUGAAUUAGCUGUAGGGCAACACAUGAGAAAAGGCAGCAUUGAAGUCUGGUGGCACAUCUCGCCUUACCUAGGAGGACUGGGUUACACUUCUAUGAUAGUGUGCUUCCUACUGAUUGUCUAUUACAAUAUGCUUAUGGCCUGGAUUCUGUGGUAUAUUAUAAACUCUUUCCGAAGCCCGUUACCUUGGAGUUCCUGCCCAACAGAUACCAGCAAACCAGAACUUAUUGAAGAAUGUCAGAAAAGCACACCUACCAAUUAUUUCUGGUAUAGGUACACUUUAAACAUAAGCACAGAUAUUGCAAACAGUGGUCCGCUUCUGUGGUGGCUGGUUUUAUGUUUGGCAGCCUGCUGGAUAAUUGUGUACAUUUGUACAAUACGAGGAAUUGAAUCAACUGGAAAGGCAAUAUAUUUUACAGCCACUUUACCUUACAUAAUUCUAACAUUAUUCCUUAUUUAUGGACUGACUCUCCCAGGAGCCGUUAACGGAUUAGUCCACUUCAUGACUCCUAAUGUCAAGAAACUCUACAAUCCACGUGCCUGGCUUGAUGCAGCCACCCAGAUUUUUUACUCUCUUUCUUUAGGACUUGGGGGACUCAUAGCAUAUUCAAGCUACAACCCAAAAAAAAAUGACUGUGAACUGGAUGCUGUCAUGAUAGCAAUAAUAAACUCUUUGACUUCUUUGUUUGCCUCAGUCCCAAUUUUUUCAAUUCUGGGGUUCAAAGCAACAGUGGCCUAUGAAGAAUGCUUGGAUAGAAAUGUUAAAUACAUCACCAAGGUAUUCAGGAAGGAUAACAUGACUGUAGACAGCAACGCAUUUUGGCUCAGUUCCUUGAACGGAACAGAUAUCAAUAAACAUGCAUUUCCCAAACUGAAAAAUUGUGAUCUCCAGUAUUUCCUUGAUCAGAGUGUUUCUGGAACCGGCUUGGCCUUUAUUGUGUUUACUGAAAUCAUGGUUAAGAUGCCUGGAUCGAACCUUUGGGCGGUUCUGUUUUUUCUCAUGCUGUUCAGUCUUGGUAUAUCUUCCAUGUUUGGACUCGUUCAAAGUAUCUUGACGCCUCUCACAGAAUCUCGCAUUAUGUCUAAAUACAUAUGCAAGGAGGCUAUAUGUGGUUUAAUAUGCCUUUCUGCCUUUCUGGUGGGCCUGCUUUUUGCUCUGAGAUCAGGAAGCUACUGGCUUGAGAUGUUUGAUUCCUAUGCGGGGGCCCUGCCUUUGCUCAUCAUUGCUUUCUUUGAAGUGGUCGGUGUUGUAUAUAUGUAUGGAAUGAAAAGAUUCAGUGUAGAUGUGGAAGAGAUGAUAGGAAGACCACUAAAAGUAUAUUGGAAGGCAAUGUGGCAAUUUUUCGCCCCAGGGAUAAUGCUCCUAAUUUUUUUGUUCUACAUGUUUAUUAAGCCACCACCAAUCUACAAUACUUGGAACCCAAAUUAUGAAAAUUUUCCUGCAAAAGAGUCAAAAAGGUAUCCUAUCUGGGGUAUCGUCAUCGCUGAGAUUCUGGAAUUUGCACCAUGCUUGAUGAUCCCUUUUGGAGCCAUUUACCAACUUUGGAGAAUUGUGAAGGAAAAGAAACAGCUACAAAUAAUACAUCCAGACACCAGCACUGGUAUAACCUCAUCUUAACUUUUGUUUCAGCGAUCUGGUCACCCUUGUUUUCCCCAUCCUAUCCUGACCAAU